AUGGAUCUGAGACCGGAGCUCCCCACAGCCUCCUCCGCCUCUCAAGGCCACCCCGGAGCGGCGGCCGCGGCCGCAGCAGCAGCAGCAGCCUCCAUCCCGGUGUCCAUGGCCGGGAACCUGCUGCGCGGCCCUCCGCUCCUCCUGCGCGCCGCGGACAAGUACCCGCGCACUCCCAAGUGUGCGCGCUGCAGGAACCACGGCGUGGUGUCCGCACUGAAGGGCCACAAGCGCUACUGCCGCUGGAAGGACUGUAUGUGCGCAAAGUGCACCCUGAUCGCGGAGCGGCAGCGGGUGAUGGCCGCUCAGGUGGCGCUGCGGCGGCAGCAGGCGCAGGAGGAGAACGAAGCCCGGGAGCUGCAGCUGCUCUACGGCACCGCCGAGGGUCUGGCCCUGGCCGCCGCCAACGGCAUCAUCCCGCCGCGUCCCAACUACGAGGUGUUCAGCUCCGUCACCAGCGAGAGCAACUCAGGUGAGCCGAGCUAUUCAAGCAUCCAGAAGUAUGAGCUGUUUCCAAAGAGCCAGCUGUCCGGUUCGGCCACCCCGCAGCAGUCUGCGGGCAAACCGGCCUCCACCGAGAGCGACUCCGCCCCGGGCAUCUCCUCCCCGGACGGCCGCCACGGAGGCUCCGGCUCGGAGAACGGAGACAGCGAGUCGUUCAUCAGCUCGCCGGUGUCCAAGCCCUUAAAGGACGGAGAGGAGACUCCCGGCUCCGUCAGCUCCCUGGGCUCGGACUCCGGCUCCGAGACCGACAAAGACGAGCAGGAUCCGUCUCCUUCCUCUGCGGCCUCCCGGCACAUGAACGCCAUCGACAUCCUGACCCGCGUGUUUCCGAGCCACAAGCGCAGCGUGCUGGAGCUCGUCCUGCAGGGCUGCGGGAAGGACGUGGUGCAGGCCAUCGAGCAGAUCCUCAACAACAGCGGCGCGCAGGGCGCCAACAAGGCCGGGCCAGAUGAGACGUGGACGGCGGAGAGGAUGCUCCAGAACGCGCAGCAGCCUCCGCCGUCCUCCGCCUCCACGACCGCGCCGACGAGGCCCAUGCUGCCCGGAGCCAUGACGCUGAGCAACCGCUCCGCGUUUUCUCCCCUGCAGCCAAACGCCCCGCACUUCGGCGCAGACCCCAGCACCUACCCCCUGGGCACCCACCUGGGACUGAACCCGCUGCGGCUGGCCUACUCGGCGCACAGCCGGGGACUGGCUUUCAUGACGCCCUACUCCACCACCGGCCUGAUGCCCACCCUGGGCUUCAGGCCCCCGAUGGACUACGCGUUUAGCGACCUGAUAAGGGACAGGACGAUGUUACACAAGGAGCAGGGCUACGCCGGCGGCCUGUACGGGCCUCUGGUCAACAACACGCCGGACAAGCAGUGAGGCGGCGCGGCUGCGCGCAGAGACACAUUCCAUUGUAUUUGUAGCCACAAGUGUUGAAAAUCUGUGACGUGUUUUGGCUACAAGCUGCUGUACAUAAUAGGAUUAUCUGGCUUGUAGUCAAAUGGUCUGAGAGGGAAAAAAAACUAAACUCACUUAUGUGUAAUUUUCAAAAAUAAUUUUAUAUGUUAGACUCAAAAAAAAAAAAAGGUUUGGAUGACAUUCCCCAUGUAUCAAUAAAAUAACCGAAAUUUAUUUAUAGAAUCCAAAAUAAACCAUCAAGCUGGGAACAGUGAACAUGAAACUAAAAGGAUUAAAAAAAAACCUACACACAUGCUUUUAUGACAGAUUUCUAUGUCAAAUCUGUAACGAAGAAAUUAUUUAUCAGAGGAGUUUGACUCUUUAAAGCUCUUCAAAUGUUACAGCUGGUUGCUAAAACUCAAAUGCAUUAUCUUCAAACACACACACACACACACACACACACGCGGGAUAUUAAAUACAGCAACAUUAAGUUAUUGAAUAAACCAUGUAGCUGAUGUUAACCUCACUCCCUGCUGUAAAAGUUCAACUAAUGAUGUGUAAAUGCCAUUCUCUCUCUCUCUC
This is a messenger RNA of Stegastes partitus (bicolor damselfish), 1968 nucleotides long. It is a transcript of the gene dmrta2, whose product is annotated as DMRT-like family A2. Gene Ontology annotation, molecular function: protein binding; RNA polymerase II cis-regulatory region sequence-specific DNA binding; DNA-binding transcription factor activity, RNA polymerase II-specific. The transcript is spliced from 2 exons. Gene Ontology annotation, cellular component: nucleus. NCBI's taxonomy places the organism in Eukaryota, Metazoa, Chordata, Actinopteri, Pomacentridae. Bases 1 to 1368 code for a protein of 455 amino acids. The record is from RefSeq and is a predicted model, not a curated record. Gene Ontology annotation, biological process: sex differentiation; germ cell development; regulation of transcription by RNA polymerase II.